Messenger RNA from Mya arenaria, 1789 nucleotides. RefSeq lists its product as uncharacterized. The record is from RefSeq and is a predicted model, not a curated record. The transcript is spliced from 2 exons. NCBI's taxonomy places the organism in Eukaryota, Metazoa, Mollusca, Bivalvia, Myida, Myidae. The coding region runs from base 196 to 1164 and encodes 322 amino acids.
UUGAAUUCUGUUCCUCGCGACGUCCAUAAAGCUUUGCAUGACGUCUCGUGAAUACAUGAAUGGAAUUAUUCCUGGUUUCGGUUGAAUUGAAUGGUUGUAAAAUAAUAUAUCACUCUCAGUAAACACUCUAGUGGGAUUUUUGCAUUUAUUUUACAUUAAUUGGUAUUUACUGAGUGGUGAGGAAGGCUUAAAAGGAUGUCGGACAGUCUAAAACAAAUCUAUAGAAAGGCAGCUAAGGUUUACAAGAAAGAUAGAGAGUCAUAUGAACGGUUUGCCAACUUGCUUUUAGACAGUACUGAUGAAGGUCGAGAAUCGUUUGUUCCCGGUCUGAUGGCGGUGAUUGACGAUGACGAUUUAUUCAAAGCGACAGCAAACAGUUUUGUUUCGGAUGCAAAGCGACCAGAAAAUGAUAAACCAUACAGAGAGGCAAUGCAAGCGAUGUUGAACUUACAGUUGAGAGAAAGCGACAAUAAAUGUCUUAAGCAACGCGAUGUAUCAGCAGUGGCUGUUCAUGAAAAACAUAUGUCGGCUAUUAAGGAAAACAAUUUCGUUAAUGCUGUCAAACAUCUUCCUCUGGAUCAGUAUGAAGCAUUUCAAAAUCAUGCACUUACCCAUGUUUGCAAAAUGCAGACCGUUGUACAAAAGGCUAGAUCAUGCAAACAAGUAACAAGGGUAGCAUUGGCUGCUAGUGUUCUUGCUAAAGACGUAUUACUUAAUAUUCAACGUUGGUGGAAAGGUGAAAUAUCAGGUAAAAGAUGCGUUAAGAAUAUACUUGAUUGCGGCGUUACCGUUGCAGCCGGCCUUGUCGGUGGUGCCAUAGGUGAGGUUUUAGGGGGUGCAGUUGGUGGUGCGGUGUUUGGACCAGUUGGAGCAGCAUGUGGGGCUAUUAUUGGAGCUGUUACCGCUGGUGCAACUGCUGCAAAUUAUAGUAAAACUAUAACGGAUGCUUUAACGAGCUCUUUUUUUGACCUACCAAAAUCGGAAGCGCUCGAAAACGCGUAUCGUUUCCUUGACUGUUCUCCAUCUGCUAGUAACAGUACCAUCAAUUCAAGGUACCGAAAACUUGCUUUACGUUUCCAUCCGGAUAAAGGUGGUGAUAGACAGAAGUGGACUCGUCUUCAGUAUGCAAUUGAAAUAGUUCGAGAAGCUCGGGAAGAAAAAUAAAAGAUUCUGUUCCUGUCUUGUUUACGUGGGGUUCAAAGUUUCAGAUGCGAGGACUUUGGAUUGAUGUACAUGUAUAUAACUGAACAUGCUAAAACAUCGAUAUAACAACUAUUGGUAUAAAAGUAUUAACUGUCAUAAACCAGAAGGAAUAUAUUUACUUAAAACAACCAAUAUUUGCAAAAUAAGACUGUAUUAAUGUAUUGAAAUAUUCUUUGACCUAAACAGGUCCCUAUAUUCAUUUGCAUUAAAGUGCAUGUAAAGUAUUUUAUUGUGAGUGCAGUUAGCAUGUAUCUAUAUGUAUUUACAUUGUAAUAUUUAAACUGUUUGUGCAUUUGGAUAACUUUGAGCAUAUCGGGCUCUUUGCUGAAGGAUUGCCACCUGCAAAGCAUGUACAAUCAUAACACUGUUAUGUAUUUUGACCAGAAGAUUGCAGUUAUGUGAUAAUGUGAUUUAAUGGUGAGUCUGAAGCACCUUAGGCUCCUGAUAUAUAUUUGCACUAAUCACUGACUUUUGUUUAUACAACAAUAGAUCGUUGUUAAAUGACAAUCUGGCUGUUUUUAGAAAACAGGAGAAGAUAAUAGAACCUUAUCAUCGGUACCUUCUAUAAAAUCUUUUUUGAAGUGUU